AAAAAUAAAAUAGAGAGAAGAAAAGUCUCAAACAUCUUCUGCGACUACGACUGCGACAGCGAAUCAAUCCGCAAAGGCCCUUUCCGCUAAAUCAGCCGGCUUCAUUGCAGAUUCACGGCGAAAAUGCCAUUUUGAGGCGGCGGGAGCAGUUAUUGCAGCGAUUAUAUCGCUUAAUCCCUCCAGCUUGGUGGCAGUUUGUCCUCUUGGUUCAUCUCUUCGGCAUCCUGUAAAUUUCGGGCUGCAAACGGCGUAAUCUGAUCCUGAAGAAGUGAAAGGCGCGGUUUUGCCGCUUAUUAAUUUGAGGAUAAAUGAUUGGAUGCUGCGGUUUCUUGUGGUAAGGUGAGAAGGUGGGCACUUCUGCCGCGUUUCUCGUGUGGAUUUCAUCGGUUUUUUGGGUGCUGUUGGCUAGAAUCCGCUGUGACAUUGGCUGUGGGAGACGAAAGUGAUUCUUGUGAAGCAUAUUCGGCUGAGUUUGGAAGGAUCGCUCGAUAUAAUCAAAUACACCGGAGUUCCUAAAAAGUUUUGUGAAUUCGGGCUUCUGAACAUUUGGUGUCAAGAGAUAUGAUCUAGGGUUAGCGGUUUAUUGCCCAUUCGUUAUUUCCUGACUGGGAAAGCAAGAAUGGGAAUGGACUACUACAACAUCCUCAAGGUGAAUCGCAAUGCCACUUUGGAGGACCUCAAGAAGUCGUAUCGGCGGCUUGCGAGGACUUGGCAUCCCGACAAGAAUCCGACUGGAGGCGUCGAGGCCGAGGCAAAGUUCAAGCAGAUAACUGAGGCCUAUGAGGCACUAAGUGAUCCAGAAAAGCGUGCAAUUUAUGACCAAUAUGGUGAAGAAGGCUUGAAGGGGAUGCCUCCGCCUGGUUCACAUAGCCGGGCCUCCACGGCUGCUGGCUCAAGUGGUCCAAGUAAUUUCCGGUACAAUCCUAGUGAUGCAGAUGAUCUCUUUGCCGAGUUCAUGGCAAGCAACAAGCCUUACUCCUUCGACAAAGAUCGAGCAAGAUUCCAGCCAAGAUCACAUUGGACCUCAGCAAGAGACAGUAGAAGCGAAACUUUUUCUGGUUCACAGAAAGAGAGCAGUGCCAGUACAAGCCAGCUUGAAAAACCAAUGCCCAUAGGAAAAACAUUACUAUGCACCUUUGAAGAGUUGUACAAUGGGACCAAAAAGAAGAUGAAGAUCACAAGGAAUGUCGCAAAGCCAGAUGGAAAAGUAGAAGUUGAAACAGAGAUCUUGGCAGUUGAAGUGUUGCCUGGAUGGAAAAAGGGAACCAAGAUUACAUUUCCCAACAAAGGUGACAAGCUGCAUGGCCAGUUGCCACAGGACCUGACCUUCGUCCUCGAUGCGAAGCCCCACGAUGUGUACAGUCUCGAAGGGAACAAUCUUCUAGUAAAACAGGAGAUCCGUCUAGUGGAUGCUCUGGCUGGGACGGCGAUAAACAUCAAAACCCUUGAUGGCCGGAAUCUGCCUGUGAGGGUGGAGGAAGUGGUGCGCCCUGGGUACGAGGUUGUGCUCGAGAACGAAGGGUGGCCGAUCAGGAAGGAGCCAGGGAAGAAGGGGAAGUUAGUGAUCAAGUUUGAUGUGACCUUCCCGACGAGGCUAACGUCGUCACAGCGGGCAGCCAUCAGGCGAAUCAUGGGUGGCUAACCGGAGAAGAGAAGGUUCAAUGCAUUCUUACAGAAAGAAGAAACAGUGGCUAUCUUGGCCGUAGACAGAUAGUUGGCAGUCAGUCAGAUAGGCGUUUCCAUGGUUUACAAAUUUUACAUAUUGCUCUUGUUAAUUGUAUGUGACCUAGAAUUUUUGCCAUUUGUGGAUCAGUAGAAAAGGUGAGUAGCUUGAGCCGAAAUAUGAUGCUAAUUUUGAGCAUAUUUUAAGCUGAUGUUUUUCAUUUGUAGGCUCAGAAAGCCUUCCCUACUUUUGUUUGGGUAAAGCUUCAGAUUUAAUCUGUACGAAGUCAUUUUUCUUA
This is a messenger RNA of Phragmites australis (common reed), 1961 nucleotides long. RefSeq lists its product as uncharacterized. Gene Ontology annotation, cellular component: cytosol. The record is from RefSeq and is a predicted model, not a curated record. The transcript is spliced from 4 exons. Bases 620 to 1642 code for a protein of 340 amino acids. NCBI's taxonomy places the organism in Eukaryota, Viridiplantae, Streptophyta, Magnoliopsida, Poales, Poaceae. Gene Ontology annotation, molecular function: protein-folding chaperone binding.